Messenger RNA from Capsella rubella, 1075 nucleotides. RefSeq names its product UPF0725 protein At5g63820. Lineage: Eukaryota; Viridiplantae; Streptophyta; Magnoliopsida; Brassicales; Brassicaceae. The coding region runs from base 17 to 895 and encodes 292 amino acids. The transcript is spliced from 6 exons. The record is from RefSeq and is a predicted model, not a curated record.
UAGGGUUUGGCUAGAUAUGGAGGAGGAGGAGGAGGAGGAGGUAAAAGUGGUAAGUGAAUUCGGGAAGCUUGAUAUUGCAAGAGCAAAUGCGGCAAGGGAAAGAAAGGAAUUGAAGAGAAAGAAAAAGUUAAUAAGGGCUUCGCAGGCCUAUGGUUUUGAUUUUGGAGCUUCUUCCCCUAAGUUUAGAAUAACUGAGUCUCCAAUGCCCUUUGAUUAUGAUAUCAUCCUUUAUGCUAGGCUUGGACUCCACUGCUACAAUCUUCACAAUGGAACAAACUUAAAGUUUGUGCACUGGGUAAAGUUUACUACCAUGUGCACUUCUUACUGUGACUACUACAUAACUUUGGAGGCAAUGGAUCCGGCCUGCAACUCUGUCAUCUCUUUUCAGACUUUGUACAGUAGUUUUGGACGUUCAAUGGAAGAUGUCUAUACGUGGCAGAUCUUGGCCUGCAGACCCACAUGUAACAAGGCUGUGAAUGAUAAUUGGGACCGGGAUGAGGCAAUGGAUCAAUACUACCCAGCGAAAAUGCCCAAAUGGUUGUCUGAUGAGGCCUUGACCAGUGACAACAAAAAGUAUUACCACGUGAAAGAAUCAGAGCUCCAUGAGAAUGACUGGCUGCAUCUAUUCAUGGAAAUCGCAUUCUUGGAAGCAAAUCCUCAAUUGGUGGCUUAUCCAACCCUGGAGAUCGACAAGGUAGUUGUAGAAACUAAAGAAGAUUACACAACUGAGGCGCGUGAGAAGCUCCACGCAGAGAAUGCAAUAUUCUACAUAAGUUACAAGUAUAAAGGUGAUUCUUCAACUGGUUUCUCUGCUGAUCUGAGAGCUAUCAUAAGGAAAACCAUGGAUGGGAUACCAGAACACAUGACUCUUGAAUUUACUUCUCAGUGCGGGUGAUCACAAAGCUACGGUAAGUAAAGAACAAGAAGAAGAAUAGACAGACACCUAAUGUAUGGAGCUGCUGGUCUGUUGCAAUUAUUUAUUAAGCGCUGUUUCUUUGGAACUUUUAUCAUGUUAUAUGUCUACAGUUCUAGGGACUAAACCGAGUGGGAUCUAUAUGUAUUUUAACCUUCGUUA